CAAUGAUUGACUCUCUUCAAGUCGACCUUGCUUUGUGACCGUAAGCAAUAAAACCCUGGUCGCAGUUCAGUCUGGAGUCCUGGACGGAGCCUCAUCCUCUGCACACAGGUCUGUCAAACACUGAUGCUGGAUCAGUGGGAGUGGAAUGGAUAAUGGCCAUGGCAAACUGUAAUCUGCGGUCACCGUCCUCCUCUCCUCAUGAUGAUGUCAACCUGGGACCUUCAGCGAACCCACAUGCCAGGCCCACUGACUUUGACUUCCUGGCUGUCAUUGGCAAAGGAACCUUUGGAAAGGUCCUGCUCGCCAAGCUCAAAGCCGACAGCAAAUUCUACGCCGUCAAAGUGCUGCAGAAGAAAGUCAUCCUCAAGAAGAAAGAGCAAAAGAACAUUAUGGCCGAGAGAAACGUGCUGCUGAAGAGUCUGAAACAUCCCUUUCUGGUGCGGCUCCACUACUCCUUCCAGACUCCAGAGAAGCUCUACUUUGUCCUCGACUAUGUGAAUGGGGGAGAGCUGUUUUUCCACCUGCAAAGAGAGAGGAGUUUCUCAGAGCCCAGAGCAAGGUUCUAUGCAGCCGAGGUAGCGAGCGCCAUCGGCUAUCUUCACUCUCUCAACAUCGUUUACAGAGAUCUGAAGCCGGAGAAUAUUCUCUUUGAUUCUCAGGGCCAUGUGGUGCUGACAGAUUUUGGGCUGUGCAAAGAAGGCAUAGAGCCGGAGGGAACCACCUCAACCUUCUGUGGGACUCCAGAAUACUUGGCACCAGAGGUUCUUCGUAAGGAAGCAUAUGACAGGACGGUGGACUGGUGGUGUCUGGGAGCAGUGAUCUAUGAGAUGAUCUACAGCCUGCCUCCUUUUUACAGCCGUGACGUCGGUGAAAUGUACGAUGGGAUCCUCCACAAGCCGCUGCCGCUGCCUCCAGGGAAGUCUGAGGCCGUCAGCUCUCUGCUGGUGGGUCUUCUGCAGAAGGACCAGCACCGACGCCUCGGAGCCAUCGCCGACUUUUUAGAAAUAAAGAACCACAUCUUUUUCUCACCAAUCAACUGGGACGACCUUUACCACAAGAGGAUCACUCCUCCUUACAACCCCAAUGUGAGAGGCCCAGCUGACACUCAGCAUAUUGAUCCAGAGUUCACCAGAGAAAUGGUUUCUAACUCGGUGAGUCGGACCCCGGAGUUUAACGCCAGCAGCAGCUCCAACAACGCCUUCAACGGGUUCUCCUUCGUCGGCACCGAGGACAGCUUUCUGUGAGGCAGAAGUUAACUGCUCAAAUGUUUGAACAUUGUGCUUUAUAUUAAUGGAGUGAUCACACUCUUUUGGGUCUCAUGAAACUAAAAGCUCCUCAUGCACUAUUGCAGAAAUCCCACAUGGCAUCUAUCAUGUUUGACUGCAGGGAUUUAAAAAGUGUUCCUCUUAAGGGUGUGGAAGAGAGGAAGCGCGCCUGCAAUGGAGACAUUUAAGGUUAAAAUAUGUCAAACGCUUUACCUGUAAGUCCCAGGUCUGUUCUUCUGUGUUUCCAAAUAUACCGGGCUCGUAGUAGCAUCUUUUCAAAUGCAGUGCAAAUUAUAUUUAUUCCAUUUAUUUGCAAUGUAAUUCAGAUUGUGUUUUAUAAAAAGUUGACUUCCUAUGUGCAUGCAGACUUAGACUUAGAACUCUAUUUUCCUGAAAAAUGGCACAGAUGCAAACGAAAGCAAAAUCUUCAGGCGCAAACACAAAUGUGCAUGAUCAGCAAAUCUUUUGCAAUUUUGGUGACGACAGGGAUUACUGUAAACCAGGUACAGCUUGAAGAGGUGUAAGUGUGAUCCUCUGCCUCAAAGUUUUCUCUAAGCAGAAGGAUAAUAACAUAAUAAUAAUAAUAAUAAUAAUAAUAAUAAUAAUAAUAAUAAUAAUAAUAAUAAUAAUAAUAAUAAUAAUAAGGAAAAGUUCCGACAUUUUACACGUUGUUGUGGGAAACAUGAAAGGUGCUUGGUAAUUUUGGAGAAGUCAGUGCCUCUUCCAACAAAAGCCACGGAAAUUGUCCUAAAAAUAGACCUGCGUAAACCUUUUUAAAAAGAGUUGCCGCUUACGCUGGUUUUAGGCCGAAAAGAAAAUAGAGCUCUUAGUAUUGUCUAUCUCACUAAUCACAUUUUUAGAAAACAGAUUUGAUUGAACAUAUUUCUUACGAGAACAGGAACAUAAAAACCUCUGGGUUCAACAGCUUUUGAAAAGGGGAUGACAUCCAGAAAACCAAAAAGGCAGUUUAAUAAAAACACACAAACUGAACUUUGUAAUCACUUUUCUCUCUACUUAAAACAAGAUGGUAAUCUUCAUGUGCAAAGAGAGCUAAAGCUGUGAGGGAUGAUGAUAAAAUCACGUCCAAUAUUAUAUAAAGUCUGAAUGAAAAAGAUGGACCAAAGAAACGGCUAAAAAUAAUAGUAAAGGUAAUAUUAUAUAGUAACACGGUUUAUGUCAAAAUGAAUUUGAAGAUGAUGCACUGAUGUUAGAAAAUGCUCCAUAUCGCACCUUUAAAGUGUUUAUUCUGUUGACGGGAGUUUUCUCUAUUGUAACUGGGAACACAUUAUAUUAGCCUGUAGACAGCACACAGUGAUAUUAGUUUUGUUUCAUGAGACAUGCUGAACCAGUUAGUUGUAUUGAAAAUGCUGAAUGUGACGUGUGUAAAUGUACAGUAGCAGCUUUGCAGUAGGGUUAUGUAGCCUACUGUAGUAAUGUGAUUAUAUUAAUGUUAACCUCUGUGCAUUGGAAAUGAAGUUGUGAUUGAUGGUGCUUGACUUUGGCAGCAUUGGCUGAUACACUUGUAACUAAUGGCUUUGCAUUUUGUUUUAUUAUCUCACU
Messenger RNA from Cottoperca gobio, 2825 nucleotides. It is a transcript of the gene sgk2a, whose product is annotated as serum/glucocorticoid regulated kinase 2a. The coding region runs from base 153 to 1244 and encodes 363 amino acids. Lineage: Eukaryota; Metazoa; Chordata; Actinopteri; Perciformes; Bovichtidae. The transcript has 13 exons. Gene Ontology annotation, molecular function: protein serine/threonine kinase activity; ATP binding. The record is from RefSeq and is a predicted model, not a curated record. Gene Ontology annotation, biological process: protein phosphorylation.